CUGGAUGGCGGCACCUCUCCGGGCCAGCCCCCUUCUCUCCGCGGCUCCUCCGCAGACACCGGGCGGGGCAGAACGAGGGGCGGAGACCUGGCCGGCGCGCGUCUGAUUAUCUCGACCCCGGUGCGGCUGGAGCGCCUCAGUCACUGUCUCCCCGCCCCACGGUUCCGAGUAAGGACCGUGAGUCGCCUCCACUCCGGGGGCUGGAGCGCGGGCUCCCCGCAGGGAAAGGUGCGCAGCGUUCCCGACCCCAAAACGAGCGGCGCUUGGGAGCGUGCGUGCCUCCCCGAGAGCCCCGGGCGCCACCCGCGGGCUGGAAGAGGUGGGCGCUGGGCGUGGGGCCGGCGGGGCAGAGGAGCCGCGGCCACCUGCCGCCUCCCCUACACCUGGCGGAGCAUCCCUCACCCUACAGUCCCUGGAGGUGGCGCCGGAAACCUGGCGGCCGGGACCGCGAUUCUGGAAGCCCCGGCGCUCGCCCGACCGGAGGAGCCGGGGCGCGGUUCCGGCGAGACUGGCGACUUGCUUCCUUUUGCAGAGCGGCCGCUCCCCUCUCGGUCCAGCUGCGACGCUGGGAAAGCGCCAGACUUGGUCUGUCACGGGAGCCCCCGCGGGGCGUGGCGAGGGAGAGCUGGCCUAGGCUGCGAGGGACUCUCGUUUCUUGCCUGGAGAGCCAGGAAGAGGGCGAGGGCAGAGCAUCCUUGGGCGAAGAUGCCUUUAAAAAAUCAUCCACCACAGCGGUAGAAACAGUUUUGUUUGGCUUUAUUUAUUCGGAAUGGUUUUUCAGUGACAUGCUGUCUUGCUUAAAAGAAGAGAUGCCUCCCCAGGAGCUCACCCGGCGACUGGCCACCGUGAUCACUCAUGUCGAUGAAAUUAUGCAGCAGGAAGUCAGGCCCUUGAUGGCGGUGGAGAUAAUAGAACAACUUCACAGACAAUUUGCCAUUCUUUCAGGAGGCCGAGGGGAGGAUGGCGCCCCCAUCAUCACGUUCCCAGAGUUUUCGGGGUUCAAACACAUCCCAGAUGAAGACUUCCUGAAUGUCAUGACCUACCUGACUAGCAUCCCCAGUGUGGAGGCUGCCAGCAUUGGAUUCGUUGUUGUUAUCGACAGACGAAGAGACAAGUGGAGCUCCGUAAAGGCGUCCUUGACACGAAUAGCUGUGGCAUUUCCAGGAAACUUACAGCUCAUAUUCAUCCUUCGCCCAUGUCGCUUUAUCCAGAGGACAUUCACUGACAUUGGCAUUAAAUACUAUCGAAAUGAAUUUAAAACGAAAGUGCCGAUCAUCAUGGUAAACUCUGUCUCUGACCUUCAUGGCUACAUCGACAAAAGCCAACUGACCCGGGAAUUAGGGGGGACUUUGGAAUAUCGCCACGGUCAGUGGGUAAAUCACCGCACUGCCAUCGAAAACUUUGCCUUGACCUUGAAGACCACUGCCCAGAUGCUGCAGACGUUUGGGGCCUGCCUGGCCACAACAGAGCUGCCCAGAAGCAUGCUAUCCACAGAAGACCUUCUCAUGUCCCACACAAGGCAGCGGGACAAGCUGCAGGAUGAGCUGAAAUUACUUGGAAAGCAGGGGACCACAUUACUGUCAUGCAUCCAAGAACCAGCAACCAAAUAUCCCAACAGCAAACUCAAUCUCAAUCAACUUGAGAAUGUAACUACCAUGGAAAGGUUGUUAGUUCAACUGGAUGAAACAGAAAAAGCCUUUAGUCAGUUUUGGUCUGAGCAUCAUCUGAAGCUUAAUCAGUGCCUACAACUACAGCAUUUUGAGCACGAUUUUUGUAAGGCUAAGCUUGCCCUGGAUAAUUUGCUGGAAGAGCAAGCAGAGUUUACAGGCAUUGGAGACAGCGUGAUGCAUGUGGAGCAACUUCUUAAGGAACACAAAAAACUGGAGGAAAAAAGCCAGGAGCCCCUGGAAAAGGCCCAGCUGCUGGCACUGAUUGGGGACCAGCUCAUCCAAAGCCACCAUUAUGCAGCAGAUGCCAUCAGGCCCCGGUGUGUGGACCUCAGGCACCUCUGUGACGAUUUCAUCAAUGGAAACAAGAAAAAAUGGGACAUUUUAGGAAAGUCCUUAGAGUUUCAUAGACAGCUGGACAAGGUCAGCCAAUGGUGUGAGGCAGGAAUCUACCUCUUGGCUUCCCAAGCUGUAGACAAGUGCCAGUCUCGAGAAGGGGUUGACAUCGCCUUGAACGACAUUGCGACUUUCCUGGGCACAGUCAAGGAGUACCCGUUGCUCAGCCCCGAGGAGUUUUACAACGAGUUUGAGUUGCUGCUCACCCUCGAUGUAAAGGCCAAAGCCCAGAAAGUUUUGCAGAGGCUGGAUGAUGUCCAGGAAAUAUUUCACAAGAGGCAAGUGAGUCUGAUGAAACUGGCAGCCAAACAGACUCGUCCAGUGCAACCUGUGGCCCCACAUCCUGAGUCUUCACCAAAAUGGGUUUCAUCGAAAACCAGCCAGCCCUCCACCUCAGUCCCUCUAGCUCCUCCUCUGAGACCGUCUGAGGAACAUUAUACGGAGACAGAGUUGAACUCCCGGGGAAAGGAAGAUGAUGAGACUAAAUUUGAAGUCAAGAAUGAAGAAAUCUUUGAAAGCUGUCAUGAAAGGGGGAACCCUGAGCUGGAGCAGCAGGCCAGGCUCGGAGACCUUUCCCCCCGCAGGCGCGUUAUACGUGACUUGCUUGAGACUGAAGAGAUUUAUAUAAAAGAGAUUAAAAGCAUAAUUGAUGGAUAUAUCACUCCAAUGGAUUUUAUUUGGCUAAAGCAUCUAAUUCCAGAUGUUCUUCAGAAUAACAAGGACUUUCUCUUUGGGAAUAUUAGAGAACUGUAUGAAUUUCACAACAGGACUUUUCUAAAAGAGUUGGAAAAGUGUGCUGAGAACCCUGAACUUCUGGCACAUUGCUUUCUCAAGAGAAAAGAAGAUCUUCAGAUAUAUUUUAAAUACCAUAAGAAUCUGCCCCGAGCUAAGGCAAUCUGGCAAGAGUGUCAAGACUGCGCCUACUUUGGGGUAUGCCAGCGCCAACUGGAUCACAAUCUCCCUCUUUUUAAGUAUCUUAAAGGACCAAGCCAGAGACUUAUAAAAUACCAGAUGCUGUUGAAGGGUCUGCUGGAUUUCAAGUCUCCUGAAGAUAUGGAGAUAGACCCAGCUGAACUAGGAGGCUCGGCUAAGGACAGGCCAAAGAGAACCAAGGAUUCAGCAUUCUCAGCUGAACUACAACAAGCUUUGGCAGUGAUAGAGGAUUUGAUCAAGUCCUGUGAGUUGGCUGUGGACCUAGCAGCAGUGACUGAAUGUCCGGACGAUAUUGGAAAACUAGGCAAGCUGUUGCUGCACGGCCCUUUCAGCGUCUGGACAAUUCACAAGGAUCGUUAUAAAAUGAAGGAUUUGAUUCGAUUUAAACCCAGCCAGAGGCAAAUCUACCUAUUUGAAAGGGGAAUAGUGUUCUGUAAGAUACGAAUGGAGCCUGGGGACCAGGGAUUGUCUCCUCAUUACAGCUUCAAGAAGGCCAUGAAGUUGAUGACACUUUCAAUUCGCCAGCUUGGAAGGGGGAGCCAUAGAAAGUUUGAGAUUGCCAAUCGAAAUGGACUUGAGAAAUACAUCCUGCAGGCAGCUUCAAAAGAAAUCAGAGACUGUUGGUUUUCAGAAAUAAGUAAAUUAUUGAUGGAACAACAAAAUAAUAUUAAAGACCAAGGAAAUCCACAGUUUGAAAUGAGCACGAGCAAAGGCAAUGGAGCAGGAUGCGGACCAUGGAUUGAAAAUAUGGAAAGAGCUACCACUAGCAAGGAAGACCCAGCCUCCAGCACAGGAGGGAUUAAAGGCUGCUCCAGCAGGGAGUUUAGCUCCAUGGACACCUUUGAAGACUGUGAAGGUGCAGAAGACAUGGAAAAGGAGAGCAGCGCUCUGAGUCUCGCGGGCCUUUUCCAGUCGGACGACAGUCACGAAACCUGUUCCUCCAAAUCUGCUUUCCUGGAGAGGGGAGAAAGCAGCCAAGGAGAAAAGGAAGAACGCGAUGAGGAGGAAACGGCGACCCGCAGCACCGAGGAGGAGCGCGCUGGGGCGUCCACGGGCCGGCUGGCUCCUGCGGGGGCGACGGCUGGUUUCCAGGCCAGGGCGCUGCGCCCAAGGACCUCCGCCCAGGAGAGCUGACUUCCUUGCGGACGCCCCCGCUCCUCAGCUCCAGAGCGCCCGCAUUCCGGGGAGAGGCGGUGUGGGGGCCCGGGCCCUGCCCAGCUACGCAGAAAGCAACCGGAGCCUCGGCGGCGGCAGAAAGGGGACGCCCAGGGCCUCCUUCCAGGAGCCCGAGGGGUGCCCUGGGUGCGCGCCUAGCUCCGCACGGGGGACCUCGGAGCUGCUCUAAGGCGCCUGCAGAGGCUGGCAGAGCCCGCAGCCCACGGCUUCUCAACCGCGCACUUUGACGUUCGGAGCCGGGCAAUUCUUUGCUGUGUGGGCUUCUCUGUGCUCCCACGGUAGGAUGUUUAGCAGCAUCCCUGGCCUCUACCCACUAGGUGCCAGGAAUGCGCCACCCCAUCCUCCACCCCACCCCCAAAUUGUGACAAUCAAAAAUGCCUGCAGACACGCCCACAUUUCUCCAGGGCGGGGUGGGAAUCGGUUGAGAACCGCUUAGCCCGAGCCUUGGAGGAGCCGGAGCCGCUCAAACCCGGUGGGCGCCGCAGACUGGGAACUCCCGGUCCGCCUCCCAGAAUCCCUGCGAGCGUUCAUGGGUGUUCCUGUUAGUGCUAAGAUUGCUUCGUUGCAGAGAGAGUUCGUUCCAAGUUACUUUCUGAGGUAUUUUAUGUAUCGAUUUAUUAGUUUUUACAUGAGUUUUGUUAUUUUCAGUUGUAUUUUAUUUUUAGUUUUAUUAGUUGAUUUUCAUUUCUUUGUAGCUUUCUAGUUAUUUAUAGUUUCAGUUACUGGUUUAUAGUUACUUUAUUUUCAAAGUUAUUUAGUUGUUGAGUUGUUCAUUUUCAGUUAUUUAUAUGUAGUUAUUUUGUUUUAGGAGUUAUAGAUGUUCAAAUUAAUUUGCUUGGAAUUUAUUUAUUUAUUAUUUGUUUGUUUGUUUGUUUGUUUGUUUAUUUUUGAGACGGAGUCUUGCUCUGUCGCCCAGGCUGGAAUGCAGUGGCGCGAUCUCGGCUCACUGCAAACUCUGCCUCCCGGGUUCACGCCAUUCUCCUGCCUCAGCCUCCCGAGUAGCUGGGACUACAGGCGCCCGCUACCGUGCCCGGCUAAAUUUUUUUGUAUUUUUAGUAGAGACGGGGUUUCACCGUGUUAGCCAGGAUGGUCUCGAUCUCGUGACCUCAUUAUCCGCCCGCCUCGGCCUCCCAAAAUGCUGGGAUUACAGGCGUGAGCCACCGCGCCCGGCCGGAAUUUAUUUUUAAUUAUCUUUACAAUUAUUAUUGGAGUUAUUUACCUUCAUAGUUAUUUCACUUUAUAUUAUUGGAGUUUUUGAGUUAUUUAUUUUUACGGUAACUUAUUUGACUAUUAAAAACUCACUGGAAGUUGAUGAACUACUGUCAAGUUAUUUAUUUUCAGAGUGAAAUGUUUUCAUGAAUGGUUUCCCCUAGUUAUCUGGUUUUCGAGUUGCUUAUGUUCACAGGUAUUUAUUUUCAGUUAUUUUAUAUUUGAGUUGUUUAUUUUUAUUUUUUUCUAGUUAUUUGGUUUUUAGUUAUUUCAUUUUAAGCACUACUUCAUAUUUGAACAUUAUAUUUU
Molecule: messenger RNA, 5690 nt
Organism: Nomascus leucogenys (northern white-cheeked gibbon)
Lineage: Eukaryota; Metazoa; Chordata; Mammalia; Primates; Hylobatidae
Gene: MCF2L2
Product: MCF.2 cell line derived transforming sequence-like 2
Cellular component (GO): cytoplasm
Molecular function (GO): guanyl-nucleotide exchange factor activity
Source: RefSeq, a predicted model, not a curated record